UCCGGGGCUAGCGAAGCCAGCUCGACUAAAUCAGACAAGAAGCCUAAGUCGAGACGAAGCGUCGGUGACCUGGCCAUGCAGUUUAUGAGCAGCGGGCCCGCUAAAAGGGAUAGCCUCAAGGACGAGGACCUCGACUCCCUCGUCCGACUUUGUGGCAAGAGCAAGCUUACCCUACCGUCAGAGUACUCGCCCGGACCUCUGACGCUUCCGACGUGUAUUCGGGCUACGGCGCAGUAUUUGACUCAGAAUGGAACGGAGAUACGAGGUGUGUUCCGAGUCCCGGGCUCUGUCCGCGUCGUCAAUGAGCUUUACGCCCACUACUGUACCGAUGGUAAUGCAGAUGAAAUCUCCAGCACGACACACGCCCCAAACCUGCCGUCGCACAUCAAAGCCGGGGCGCAUGACGUUGCGUCCACCUUUAAACGCCUGAUAUCUGGCCUCCCUGGUGGCAUCCUGGGCUCUGUAUCGCUCUUUGAUGCCUUGGUCAGCAUUUACGAGUACCAAAAUAGGGAGCCAGAGACAUUGCAACCACAAGAUCCCAGAGUCAGCGCGAAGCUCAUUGCUUUAGCCAUCAACACCGUGAAGUCUGAGCUCCGCCGUGACCUCAUAUGCGCCGUGUUUGGCUUGCUGUGUCUCAUUGGUCAUGCGGCCGAAAAAGCGUCGCUGAAAACUCCGAGUGAGGGCGAGGAGGGGCAGCCAGUCCCAGGGUCCGACUACAUGGGCUACAAUGCACUGGGCAUUGUUUUUGGGCCAAUUCUCCUUGGGGAUCUUCUUGGAUUGUACAACGCACCAUCGUCAGCUACUGCCACAGCUGCCGGGUCGGCACAAUUUCCGGAAAUGCUACCUGAAGGGCAGCCGGGACAAAACAAAGGCAAGGCCCCGGAUGAUGGGACUCAGCAACUGACCUUAGGGGUUGAUAAUAUCCACCUGGCCAACAGCGUGACUGAGAUGGUCCUUAGUCACUGGAGACUGGUUGUAGGCCAAAUGAAACGUAUGGACGCGAUAAAGGCAGGAGUGUGGCCAGCUUCCUCCGAGGAGUAUGCCUUGCGAGCGCCACGGGUUCAGACGAGUGGGUUAGGUGGUGGAGAGCUAUCGGCGCCGCCGAGCCCGACACGAGGUUCUAGUGAGUUGAUGAGCUGA
This is a messenger RNA of Dichotomopilus funicola, 1140 nucleotides long. RefSeq lists its product as uncharacterized. Gene Ontology annotation, biological process: signal transduction. Lineage: Eukaryota; Fungi; Ascomycota; Sordariomycetes; Sordariales; Chaetomiaceae. The annotation marks the transcript as partial. The record is from RefSeq and is a predicted model, not a curated record. The transcript is spliced from 2 exons.